UAUGUUUUAUGAGGAGGAGUUGCCGAGUGGGUAAGGCGGCAGUGUGUUAGCGCUUACUGUCGCUGGUUCGACACUCGGUUAUGGGCGCUCUGUUUGCUGGGCGAGCUAUCGUCUGGUGAAAGGAGCCGCCAUCCCCCUCUCCGGCGACGGACUGACGACCUGUCCCGGAUAGCGAAUUCGUCAAGAAACCAUCUCAUGAUGGAACCGUUGAACCUUCGUUAAGCUACAUGAUGAUGAUUAUGUUUUAUUUAGCUUCAAAUAGAAAAAAAAUGGACUUUCUGUAUCCAUGCAGUCUGUGCACAGAAACAUUUUCAUUGAGAAUACAUAUUAUAAAACACAUACAGACUCAACAUCCAAAUAGUCUUCCAAAGACUUUUCUAAAUAGUGAAUCUUUCUACUGUUCAUCGUGUUACAAACAAUUUAACAACAAAAGUCUAUUAAAAAAACAUAUUCGGUUGAAACACAAAGCAUUAGCUUUUGUUGUCAUGUUGUCAAGUUUGUACAACAUAAGCUUAAGUGAGCUAAAAAUGUGGGCCAAAGAUCAGCAAAGCCAAAUUAAGUCCGAUGAGUGUUCAUGGAGUCUUGAUGACUGUUUAUUUUUAAAGGAGUUACUACCAGAUAGAUAUGAUUAUCGGUUAAUAGAUUAUAAAAAAUUAUUACAUGGACAUUUUAAAGCAAAAUUUCAAGUAAACGAUUUAAGUAAAACAUCAUUUCCAAAUUGGCUCAAUAUUCUGUGUACUAAGACUAAAGUUUUGUAUGAUGUUAAAUCAUCACAAAGCAAUCCUCAGAGUAAUUCAUAUUAUAAAGUAUUCAGAUGUAAGUGUGACAAUUACUGGAAUCUCAAAACCAAGUCUCCGUUUGUAAAUAAAACUAGAUGUAAUUCCAGUUUAACUGUUCUCAUAAAAAACCCCAACGUAAAUUUAAAUACUCAAACGAAAACUGUUAUUUUGAUGAAACAUUGCCAUUAUCAUCCUUUCAAUUGGCAUAACGAAUUAAACAGUGUUCAUUGUGUGUACGAUGAACUGUCGACGAUGUUAAGUCAAGGAAGUACAGCCGCAGCCGUAAUGCACAAAUAUAAGACACAAACUUUGUGCAACAAGAGUAAACGUCAUUUUUUAAACUCGGCCAUUUUUGGAACUAAGCCGGAUGCUGAAUUUAUCUUUGAUUUAUAUUAUAUGUAUAGUAACGAGACCAUAUUCGUUUCACCUCUUGCCAAAUGUUUGAAUUCGUUAUUGGAGAUGGUAAAAUAUUACAACAAUGUCAAUAGCGCCGAAUGCGCUUUAGUUAAUUUGGUAGACAACGCAAUCGUAGUGACCAUUCGUACUCCCGCUAUGAAACAAAAAUCUGAUACAGUGUUUGUAUGCUCGACUAAUUGUCGUAACUGUAUAACGUGGUUUCUGCUUAGUUUAUGCGAUAAUGGUGGUACGGUACCGUAGGGGUUAUAAUUGCCACAAAAGAAACCGAAUUUGUACUGAAAACUGGUUUAGACUCAUGGAAACAACUGGGAGGUACUGUGAAAACCAUUCUGGUAGAGUUUGAUUACGUUGUGAUAUUCC
This is a messenger RNA of Adelges cooleyi (spruce gall adelgid), 1556 nucleotides long. RefSeq lists its product as uncharacterized. The record is from RefSeq and is a predicted model, not a curated record. Bases 228 to 1436 code for a protein of 402 amino acids. NCBI's taxonomy places the organism in Eukaryota, Metazoa, Arthropoda, Insecta, Hemiptera, Adelgidae. The transcript has 4 exons.